AGGUAGGGGUGCUCUGGGGUCCCAGGCAGCUUCUCCUGUGGGAGCUGGAGGAGUUCGCGCACUUCGACUUUGGGGUCUGGAGGAAGCGCUACAUGCAGUGGAUCAGCCAGAUGAAGUCCCGUGUCCUGGACGUUUUCCGCGGCAUCGACAGGGACCAGGACGGGCGCAUCAGCCAGCGGGAGUUCAUCGAGGGCGUCCUCGCCUCCAAGUUCCCCACCAACGUCCUGGAGAUGAACGCCGUGGCCACCAUCUUCGACAUGAACGGCGACGGCUUCAUCGACUACUACGAGUUCGUCAGUGCUCUGCACCCCAACCGGGACCCCCUGCGCCGCUCCGCCGACGCCGACCAGAUCCAGGAUGAGGUGAACAGGCAGGUGGCCCAGUGCAACUGUGCCAAGCGCUUCCAGGUGGAGCAGAUCAGCGCCAACAGGUACCGGUUCGGGGAGUCCCAACAGCUGCGGAUGGUGCGGAUCCUGCGCAGCACCCUCAUGGUGCGGGUGGGCGGGGGCUGGAUCGCCCUGGACGAGUUCCUGGUCAAGAACGACCCCUGCAGAGUGAAGGGAAGGACCAACCUGAAGAUCAACGAGAAGUACCUGUCCCCGGACGGUUUCGGGACCGCCGCCAGGUGUGCGGGGAACCAGUCGGCCGCCUCCUCCAAAGUGCUGUCCCCGAGCCGCUCCAACUCCAGCCUCAGCCUCUACAGCAGCGCCUCGGCUCCCAGCAGCCCCCUGGCCAGGAAGUCGGUGCUGCGGAGGACGCGCUCCGGGGAUCGGUGUCCGCGCUCCCGCGGCUCGGGGCUGCCCGACGGAGCCGAGCUGCAGUUCAGCGCUGCCGAGGAAAGCCUGGCUGUGGCACUCCCAGAGCCGCCCGAAGGGUCCCCCCCGGAGCGCUGCAGCCCCUGCCGCUGACCCCCGCGCCCGCCCUGCGCCAGCCCCCUCGGCCGGCCCCACUCAGGACCCUCCUCCCCGAGGCCGGAGGACGGCGAAGCCGCGGCCGUGCGCCCCGCGGGGCUCCGGCCCGGCGCUGCGGCUCCCCGAGCGGGGCUGAGCUGUCUGUCCGUCACCGAGCCCGCCGGGACUGGCCCCGGCGGAUAUGCAAGUACCCCCCCGACACCCUCCAAGCCCCCGGGCGCUGGUCCCCUUCCCCGCGGCUCCACCGGGCAGCGCGGGGGGAUCCCGACCCCCGAGUGCCCGGGGCUGCGGGUCCGGCCGGGCAUCCCCGCGCUGGGCCCUGCGCCUCUCCCGCGCCGUCGGCUCGGAGCGGCCGCGGGGUCCCCCCGGCAUUCGGCGUUGCUGACGGGGGUCCCCCACCCUGCUGCCCACGCCCCGGCGGGAGGUGGCCGGGCUCGGUACCCCCCGGGCCCCCGUUUCUGGUGCUAACCCUCACCCCUCUGCCUUCGGUGUGUGCGCAGGGGGCCCCGGCUCCGGCCGCCCCCCGCCCCGGUGGGGCUGCCACGGGCGGGGGUCCCUCGCGCCCGCGCCCCCGCCCCGCCGGCGGCCCCGGCGGGCAGCGGGACCCCCGCCCUGCUGCCGCAUGUUCACGCACCCCGCUAACCGGACAGCAGUAGAGCUGAAUGUAACCCCGGCCGGGCCCGCCCGCCGCCACAAUAAACUGUAGUGAGGUUCCUUUUUCUA
Messenger RNA from Corapipo altera (White-ruffed manakin), 1634 nucleotides. RefSeq names its product microtubule-actin cross-linking factor 1-like. The transcript has 8 exons. The record is from RefSeq and is a predicted model, not a curated record. Bases 93 to 908 code for a protein of 271 amino acids. Gene Ontology annotation, cellular component: intermediate filament; microtubule; cytoplasm. NCBI's taxonomy places the organism in Eukaryota, Metazoa, Chordata, Aves, Passeriformes, Pipridae. Gene Ontology annotation, molecular function: microtubule binding; calcium ion binding; structural molecule activity. Gene Ontology annotation, biological process: wound healing; regulation of microtubule-based process; regulation of focal adhesion assembly.